CGUGUUGCAGAGCGAAGGCGGAAGCGGAAGUGAGGCAGUGGCUGGCUGCAGAAACAUGGCGUGCACAUACACACGCGCGCACAGAGGAAUGACAGGUGCUAUGUGUGUGUUUACUGCGCUUAUAAUCGCACAUGUGAUCCUGCAGCCCGCAUCGGCCAAGCCGGACAAUUUAAGAGUAAUCACUGAUGCAAACUGGGAGGACAUCCUGACGGGAGAAUGGAUGAUCGAGUUUUUUGCUCCAUGGUGUCCCGCCUGCCAGCAGCUGCAGCCCGUGUGGAAUGAGUUUGCAGAAUGGGGUGAAGAUUUAGGAGUAUAUAUUGCCAAAGUGGAUGUCACAGAGCAACCAGGUUUGAGCGGGAGGUUUAUCAUCACAGCUCUUCCAACUAUUUAUCACUGUAAAGAUGGUGUGUUUAGGCGAUACCAGGGUGCCCGGUCUAAAGAUGACUUCCUGAGUUUCAUUGAAGAGAAGAAAUGGCAGAGUAUAGAGCCGAUCUCUUCCUGGUUUGGCCCCUCAUCCUUCCUGAUGAACGCAAUGUCGGCCCUCUUCAAGUUAUCCAUGUUUAUCAGGCAUUGCCAUAAUUAUUUAACGGAGCAACUAGGGGUCCCAGUUUGGGGCUCAUAUGGAAUAUUUGCUCUGGCAACACUUUUCUCAGGAUUGGCCCUCGGAUUGGUGCUGGUUUUCGUAGCGGAUUUUGCGUUCCCGUCACGGCGGCUUUCACCAGACUAUCACCACAGAAAGCAGCCCAGUGCGCAGGCACGUCUCCGGCAGCAGUCAGAAGAUGAGCAGGAAGCAGAUGGAGAGGAAGAGGAUGACGAAGACGAAUAUGGAGGAAAGGCCGAAGAGUGGACGGAAAUGGACGGAGCCGAUGCUCUCAGGAAAAGAGGCGUAAGGGUGACAGAGGAGGACACCUAGAGGACUGAAGUGAACCGAUUCUCAUACUGUGCACAAAACGACCACACAAACCACAUUGUUAUGGCAAUGUCUAUAUGUGCUGCCUUGGCAAUGCUGUACCACAUGAUGUCACAUGUGAUGUCAUAGCUCCCUCUCAAAGAUUCAGUCACUAUUGACUGAAAAACCUGAUGUGGUUGUGCUUCUUUCUCACUCCUGGCGCUGGGUUGUGUGUUUAUUCCUUUGAUGUCCAGUUUUAAUUAUUACACUCCUUGCUAUGCAGUAUCUCAAGGGUGUGUGUGUGUGAAAAAUUUAGGCCUACUUUUAAGCAUUUCACAAAUCACAUCAUACAAAUAAAACUGAGCAGAUAACCAAGAUCAAACAGCAACCUCACUGUGACUCUGAAGAUUAGUUGUAAAUGCAGUAUUUGAGAAUUUGGAAGUUUUGGCGCUUAAUUUGUAAAUAUUUUAUUAUUUGAGCGGCUGUUAUAAAAAGCUGGAAUAUUGAGUUUAUUAUUGUUUUUAGUUUAACAGUUUAUUUUUUUCACCAAGUUUGACUUCAUACUGUUUGCUUUUGAUUUUGUUGGUUUUGGUGCUGCAGUUUUGAAAAAACAUAAAAUGAUCAUUAUUAACACUUGUUUUUUAUACCGAUUUGCGUGCGAGUAGGUGUGUAAAUUAACCUCUGGGAAGAGCUAUCGGAUCAUUUUAUAUUCAUCCCUAAAGGGUCGUUAAGGAAAUACAUUUCUGUUUUGUUUCAUUAACCCUCAACUUUCUGGUACAUAGCACGUACACGUAGUCACGUGUUAAUGAUUUUGAAGAUGUGUUAUGCACAGCUUCUGGUGUGUUUCUUUCAUGCAGUUCAUUUAAAAGUCUGCAGUUUGUCCAACAUUUUCUUGGUUUUUACUCAUGUUACUUUCAAUAAUUUCUAAAUCAUCAAAAAUGAAUUUUGUGGCUUCUGCUUUUGCUCACCUUUGAACUUUGACUCCUGACCCUUGACUAACCCUGACCGAUCAUCUAGAAUUAAAAAUGUUCUGGUUGGUUGUUUACAGCAACAGAUACUGAAUUGUGAAUGCCUGCACCUACAACUCCAUUCCUUAAAGUGUGUGUGAGUGAUGUUUCUGUAUUUGAAUGGUGUGAAUCAGGACUGGUAAUAAACAACUUUGAACUUUGAA
This is a messenger RNA of Misgurnus anguillicaudatus (oriental weatherfish), 2060 nucleotides long. Lineage: Eukaryota; Metazoa; Chordata; Actinopteri; Cypriniformes; Cobitidae. The record is from RefSeq and is a predicted model, not a curated record.